Messenger RNA from Schizosaccharomyces octosporus yFS286, 2995 nucleotides. RefSeq names its product exocyst complex subunit Sec10. NCBI's taxonomy places the organism in Eukaryota, Fungi, Ascomycota, Schizosaccharomycetes, Schizosaccharomycetales, Schizosaccharomycetaceae. Gene Ontology annotation, biological process: Golgi to plasma membrane transport; exocytosis. The record is from RefSeq and is a predicted model, not a curated record. The transcript is spliced from 5 exons. Gene Ontology annotation, cellular component: cytoplasm; exocyst. The coding region runs from base 420 to 2852 and encodes 810 amino acids.
AAAAAUGCAGGUUCCCUAGCUUUUCCACUGUCUAAUUUAGCAAUUCAUUAAGACUAUGAAAUGUAGACAAGAUCAAAAAAGAAAUCAAGCUAAUAAAUAAACGGUAUUACAAUUUUUUUAAAAAAAUAUAUAAUUCCUGUCGCAUAAAGACGUAUGCAGUUCAAUAGUAUAACCUUCCAAAAUUGGCAAUGUAGACUGUUUCUACGGGGUAAGUUGCGACGUUACAUCAAAUUUUGAAGAUUACUGAAUGAUGCAUUAAAUAAAUUCUUAAAAAUUUAGUUUCUAAACAAGUACACUCAUAGGACAUCUUGAUCUUCGACUUUUCCUCGCUUUCACUUCUCACCACUUACUCGCUCUCAAAAGAGAGAAACUCUUUCACUAGUACUCAUUAGUCGAAUAACAUUGUGCUUUGAGUAGACAUGCCUGUAAAUAAUGAAAUGACUUAUGAUGAUGAAUUGCUGAACUCUCUCGCAAAUAAUACGGAAUUAUCUGCUACGGACUUUAUUGAACAAUACUCCAAACCACUUUACAGUCUUUCAGAAAACUCUUCUAAUGAAUUACUCUCUUUAGAAAAUUCGAUAUCGUUGUUUGAAAGAGGGAACUCUACACUGACGGAUUUACGAUCCAAGUUCAAAGAAAGAAUAAAAAAGCAUGACUCAGAGUCUAAGCAUAUUCAGCAUGAUUACCAAAAGAAGUCCAACCAUCUACGUGACAAGUUUUCUCAGGUGUUAGACCUCUCUAGAAACUUAAACGAUAAUGUGGAUGAUAUGAAAGGAGGUCUUGUAGAUGUUGGAAAGGAACUAGAGCUUGCUGAGAAUCACCGAAAGAGAAUUCUGGCAUCUGCCGAUUUAAUUCAGUACUAUAUGGAAUUCCGUUCGGGAAAUUCCCAAUCUCUUUCGGAUCUCUUUCGAACUAAUAACCAUGAUAAAAUGCUUUUAUGCGCCCAAAGAACCCGUCAACUGUUGGGGUUUGCAAAUGAAGUAGAUUUGCCCGGAGCUUCAGAAACACUAAACCGCAUUGAAAAGUUCUCCGAAUUUUUAGAAACGAGCUUUCUAAAGUUUUUCAAUAAUGAGUAUAGAAAGCCUAAUUGGAAAGGAAUGGCUUCGUUUGGAACAAUUUUGCAAGAAUUCAACGGAGGGGCAUCUGUUAUUCGCGAGUUUGUUAAUCAACACGAAUUUUUCAUAGCUGCGGAUAAGCUUGAAUCGCGAAAGGGAUUGGAAGAGGAUGAUGUUUGGAACGCUCUUCAGGACCCUUUCCAACCUGUUCCGGCCUCUAUCAAAAGCCUUUCUUCUCUUUUUAAUGAAAUAUGCUCAGUCGUUGACAGAGAUUGUGUUGUCAUUAAACGUGUUUUUCCAAAACCAGAACUUGUCUUACAAACGCUUUGUCAAAGAAUAUUUGGACAGUCCAUCCAAAAUCGUAUAGAAGAAGUUAUGGAAGUUGCGCACAGUAAGACUAACUUGGCAUAUUUAAGAUCUUUGCAAACUAUUGUCUCUUCUUUACAAGAGUUAUUGGUUCAAUUAAAAGAAAUCUUGACCCGUCGUGGAUUCAAUGUUUCCGACAACUCCCCUUUGAUCCUUGCUUUAAAUCAAUAUUUUGAAGAUUUACUAGUCCCUUAUGUGGAACCAAAUGAUUACCUGAGCCGUGAAAGACAUUCUUUAACUUCAAUGUUCUGGUUAAAUGUCUAUAAAUUUUUAGCUGUGAAUCCAUUUAAGCAACGAGCCAAACCCGGCCUAUUAAGAUCUCUUAUGAAUCCUAUUCAACAACCAAAGGUCCAAUCAGCAGAUAUACAAACCCACUUUAGUGCGAAAACAGAAGGUUAUUUAUUGAGGAUUGCCGGUAUUGAUAGCAGUCUGAUUGACUCGGGCGCGGUCAUCUCGGAAAAUACGUUUUCUAUUUCUGAAAACGAAGGUCAUUUAGAUUCAAAAAACACAUAUUCUUUUAUCGGUUGGCAUGCUGAGGCUUUGAAUCGAGCCUUUCUUGUGACGUCUCAGCAAGAUCUAAGUAAAAUACUGUUUUCCCUAGUGAAGUUACUGGAUGAAUUAGUAAAUAAUCGGUAUAUAAAUGAGGGAUUAUCGUUGGUUCAUAAUUAUAUACAACAAUAUGACAAGCGCACUGACUUAGAUUUGAGCUUUUUGAUUGACAUACGCGAAUGCAAAAAGAUAAUGGGUUUUUAUUCCGCGUAUAUUACUUCUAUAAUUAUACCUUCUGUUGGUUUUACUGCGUCGUCAAGGAAAGAAACGAUUAAUACUUUGAGCUUAGCUAUCACAAAUCUCGAACAUCGCGUCAAUAGCUUGUUUUAUACUUCCGUAAAGGCUUUAUGUUCAAGACUAGAUCUUCUCUUGUCUCCGUAUAGAAAUAUUUCUUAUGCUAUGUCAGAGGAGCAGAUUGAUGUAUCACCAAAGCAACGUCAAUCAAUGACUAAGAUGGUACAAACGUAUCUUGAUCAAUUACUAUCUUCUAUUCAAGAACUUGAUCCAAAUGAUCCAUCCCUUUUUGCUUUGAAGAAGAAAACUGCGCUCAAUCUUGCAGCCGUAUUAAUAGAAUUUGCAUUUCGGUCUAAAGUCACUCCAACUGGUGCAUUGCUUUUACAAGAUGACUUGAAUUUUUUUUAUUCAGUUUUACAGAGUUGGGGUAUCGAUAUCGUCAACAAUAAAUUCAGAACAUUACAGCAGCUGCUGAGUCUUUUAAUGGUCAAAACUGAUGUUUUACCAGCGGUAAUGCAAGACAAGCGAAAAGCUGGUUUCACCGAUAUGAAUAUUCAUGAGGUUCUGCGUCUGCGCUCCGAUCUUCCAGAGAAUCUGCGUUUACAAACUAAUAAAGAGCAGGUUUUAUUCUCCACAAAGACUACUUGAAAUCUUUGGCGUACUUCAUACAUCGAAAGAUGUUUUCAUAUGGGGUUCUUUAACCUUGUGAUAAUUCAUGGAUUCCCUUAUAAUCUUUUACUAUUUAUUUCUUACUUUGUAGGACGUAAUGAUAUUUGAACAUACUUCUUAAA